CGCUGUGUGAGAGGGUGUGUUUUCAUGCCUGGAACAAAAAACAAUCUUGUGAUUGACAAUUUCCUGGAGGGAGGUACUCCUUAUCAUGUCAAAUCUCUAAACUGCCUUGGACUCAGGUUGGCCGCAAAGAAGCUAACCACAAGCGCAAAGUAAAUUCAGUCAGUCAGUAAACUCACAAUGGAUUAAUCUGGAAACGCAGAACAGUUAGGCUAAUUCAUCUCACAAUAUCUGCUGCCCAGGUCGGACGGACGGACGGACGGUUAUUUGAGAGUUACAUUACUGAUUUCAGCAGGAAUGAUUCAGAGGAAGGAGGUUGUGCUCUCUGUCCUUGGUAAGCUCCAGGAUGCCACCGAGUGCACAGGCUUGGAGGCCCUCACCCAGGUGGCCAUGGAGGUGGAGCAGGUCCUGUCCCCCUUCCUCCUCCCCACAGAUGCCUGUAAGGAGCUCACCUCGUGGAUGGGGAUCGAUAGCGUGGCCCAUACUCUUUACCCUGCGGAUGCCCCUGUCGGCCUGCUGCCUCUAGCCUGCAAGGGGGAGGGGAACCUGCUUUUUGACGCGGCCAGCAUGCUGUUGGUGGGCAGCACCAGUCUUAGUUUGGAGCUGCAGGUGAGAACCGUGGUGGAGAUGCUACUGUGGAAGAGGUACUACCUGUCUGGGAUGAUCGACUCCAAGGUGAUGCUGCAGGCUGCCCGGUUCUCCCUCUGCGCCGAGGAGUCGGAGGACAUGCUGAACCUCCCCAUGGCCGUGCUGGAAGCCAUCUUUGACGCCGAUGUCAAAGCGUCCUGUUUCCCAGGCUCCUUUGCCAACAUGUGGCACAUCUAUGCCCUCUCCUCUGUGGUCCAGUGUAACAUCUACUCCGUCUACCCCAUGUACAACCUGAAGAUCCGGCCCUACUUCAACCGGCUCAUUCGGCCCAGGGUUUGGCCAAAGGACACAGAAUUAGAAACAAUCCACAUCAUGUGGUCCGGGGAGUUGGAGGACGCCGCCGUUUUUAAGCCUCACAACUUUGUCGCCCUUCUGAAAGCCUGUGAUCUGAACAUAGGAACCCCUAACAGUGAACAGAGAGCCCUGCCGAUUAAGACUCUUGAACUGCUGAAUCAGGACUCGCGGCUGUCCUACUCGAGCCUCAAGGACAAAUUCAACAUCACAAAGAGCACCUUCUACCGCUGGAGAAGGCAAACCCAGGAGCACCGGCAGAAGUCUGCUGCUAGGUAUGAGGCCAAACACUUCUUUCAAGCCUGCUACUUGGAAGGAAAGCUCAUUCCUCUUCCCCAGUUUAAGGAAUUCUUCCCGGAGAUCUCUCGCUCAACCUACUAUGCCUGGAAGCAUGAGCUCAUGUCCUCUGGAGGUCAUCUCUCUGGGGGAUCCGCAGGAGAGGUGAGUCCAGGGGAGAGCACGGAACCAGAGUCCUGGUCCUCACCGGAUGGGAAGCACAGUGAUCCUCAAGACAACAUCACAAGCUACUUUACAUUCAACGCAGACAAUCUGGAGGGAGAGCGCGCCCAGAAUCUCACCCUGAUGCAAGAGGCCAAGAAGUGUCUGCAGAACUGCAUUGCUAUGAACACCUCGUUCCCAUACAGAAUCUUCAAGAGAAGCUUCCCAGGCAUAUCAAGGUCAACAUACUACAACUGGAGGAGGGAAGCCAUGCGGUUCAAUCCGGGUUACAAAGAUGCAACUGGGAGCAGUGAGGACAGCUCAGAUGGUGACAAGUCUCAGAGACUAAACGGUGAGCUGUUCCCUGUCCAGCCAGCAAGCCACAGGCAAGCCCCAAGGGUCAAGAUCUGGAGACACAAGCACAAGAUUUUUCAGGUGGCACACCUUCGCAACAAGAAGCUCAGAGAGCAGGCAAAAGCCUAUGCCCAGAAGUCCAAAAUUACAUUCUCCAAGUUCAAAGCCAUGUUCCCCUCCAUUUCCACUAGCUUCUACUGGUUCUGGAGAAACAGGAGCAACCAACAAGAACAGGUAAUGGACAACCCACAGGUAAAAGCGGCUGAAAGCAUGGUUCUUGUCAGAGAUGCGCCUCAAAAACAGAUGGCCAAUCCUCCAGUGUCUCUGUUGGAAGGUAACCCCAAGCUGUUGAGCCCAAAGCUGUGGGCUCAUGAGACAGUCUCUCCCUACAAGGUCACUCUUCCUGCAUACCCUGUCCCCCACAAAACCCCAGAGGACCAAAUGUUUGUCAUGGAUGUGGUGGCACUGGCCAACUUUAAGGCCAAGGCCAAGUUAUUCCUGCAGCAACGCUUUGAGGAAAAAUCUUUCCCCACUUUCAAGGAGUUUAGAUCCUACUUUCCCCUCACUCCACGUUCCACUUACUACAUGUGGAAAAGAGCUUUGCAUCAUGGUGUUCCGUUAGUUCAUGGAUGAUGGCUCUAAAUUGCUGUAUACCACCACAGUUCAACCAAUCGGGGAUAUUUUUUUCCAUCAGCCUGGACUCACAGUAAGAAAAUUCACACACAUUUUUAAGUAUUUAGAAAUAAACAGCCAGGCUAAUCGUCUAGAUCUCUAAAUUGCAUUUUUAAAAUGUCCCUCUUCCUUUCCCUUACUUUAGUCUGCUCUCAGCUCAGGUUCAGGACAUUAGCAUGUGUGUGAAAUGAGACUAUCCUUAAGCUGUGCACCACUUAAGCCUUAAUGGCCCUUGGGCAAAAGGGUAGUUCAAAGCCAGAGAUAGUGGGGCUUCAAAUGGCUCUUUGUUUGAGUGGUUUCUUAAUCGCCUUGAACCGCAGUGACUGGUUGGCCUUUUAUUUUCCUAUCCAUUUUAUUUUAGUUGCGUCGGUUACAGCUUACAAAGUUUCUUUUUUGUUUACUUUUGCAAGUCAACAUGACUAGCAUCUGUAGUUUCAAAUGCUUAUCUUAUGCCAAUUAUUAUUUCAAUGAUGAGAAAUGAAAGCAUUGUACAAUUCUUUGUUUGACCAAGUUCUGUUUCAUUCUUUGAUUCAUAUAUAUAUAUUUUUGUAUUGACAACUGAAUGUUAUCUGUUUCUAGAAAUUAAUUCAUGUGGCACCACUUAUUUUAUAUUCUGUUCUUGCCACUCUUAAAUUUCGAUGUUUUUUUUUUUUCAGUCAGUUUUUUUAAUUCACUAAGUUAAGCAAUGAUAUGUUAUAGAACUCAAAUGUGCUCAGUGUGAAUGUUUACAAUGCAACAUUUUAUGACAUGAAUAUCAGGGUCUAUAUUUUCGUUUUUUGCACACAGUAUUUUGACAAUUUCUUUUAAAAGACAUAUGAAUGUCCAUGUGGUUUGUUGCUCAUUGAGAUUAAUCUGUUUCGCUUCACCUUUUUUGUUAAAACUACCUAAUCAUUUUUUAUUUGAGUCUUUUGACCAAGGUCUGUACCAUAAUCACAAGUAUUUUGUCUUAUUUUGUCACUUUGUAAUGUUUACAAUCUAAAUUUAUGGAGACAUCUUUAUGGUGUAAUAAAAUGGAGGGUUUUUGUAGACUGUUUAACAGCGUCUUGAAUAUUAGUUGUUUCAGGUGAUGUACUCUGGCUCCUGGAUGCUUAGUGAUUCUGUACAGUGUAAAUCAUGGGAAUGUGCAUGUAGUAACUCACACAGCAAAGCAAUUUUUGCUCAGAAGCAAGAAAUCAAUAAACCUUCCGCUAAAUGUU
Messenger RNA from Alosa alosa (allis shad), 3596 nucleotides. It is a transcript of the gene vrtn, whose product is annotated as vertebrae development associated. The record is from RefSeq and is a predicted model, not a curated record. The transcript is spliced from 2 exons. Gene Ontology annotation, biological process: regulation of transcription by RNA polymerase II. Gene Ontology annotation, cellular component: chromatin. The coding region runs from base 295 to 2361 and encodes 688 amino acids. Lineage: Eukaryota; Metazoa; Chordata; Actinopteri; Clupeiformes; Clupeidae.